Molecule: messenger RNA, 5401 nt
Organism: Globicephala melas (long-finned pilot whale)
Lineage: Eukaryota; Metazoa; Chordata; Mammalia; Artiodactyla; Delphinidae
Product: large ribosomal subunit protein eL32-like
Biological process (GO): translation
Cellular component (GO): ribosome; cytosolic large ribosomal subunit
Molecular function (GO): structural constituent of ribosome
Source: RefSeq, a predicted model, not a curated record
UCAAGAUGGAAAAGCUCACUGCCAGACUUUCUUUACUAGACAUCAGAUGACCAAGGUAUGAUUCUCAGAGUGUAGUCUAAUGACCAUAUACAUCAGAACUGCUUGGAGUGUGUGUGUUGAAACUGCAUAUUACCAAGCUUACCCUCAGUUUACUAUAUCAGAAUAUCUAGCAGUAAAAUCCAGGAGCCUGCAGUUUCCAAAAGGAGCACACGUGAUUUGUAUAUAUACUAAAAUUUAUAUACUUCUGCAUUUAGGUCAUGAAUAUGACCACUGAUGAAAAACAUUCAGUCAGAGCUCUCGGCAGAAGUUAGAAAACACAGAAUGGAGCUGUACCCACCAGAUAAUCUUUUUAGUGCGUACAGCCACGCAAACUCAACCAGACGUUGUAUCCACAUUCAUGGAGAUGAUGGGGAACCGAAAGAUACUCUUUACACAGAGCCCCAAACACUCAACCUAAGAAGAAACCAUUGCAUGAGGAAGUUGGUGUUUGGUAAUGAAAUUUGAAGCCAGCUAUGUUCAGUGUAAACCAGCAAUUAAAAACACAAAUUGGGGAAUUUUUUGGUGGUCCUAUGGUUAGGACUUGGUCCUUUCACUGCCGGGGCCUGGGUUCUAUCAACGGUCAGGGAACUAGGAUCCCGCUGCAUGGCAUGGCAAAAAUAAACAAACAAAAAACAAAUCGAAGGAAAACUAAUGAUGGGAAGUCUUCUAAAAUGAUUUUUAUUGGAAUUAAAAGUAGACUCAAUUUUUCAGGGACUCUGUCAUGCUCUAACUUAAGUUUGUUGCUCAGUUAGGUUGACUAAUCAAAAGAGUCAAGUGAAGUGAAAACAGGGCUCAAAACGGUAUAUACACAGAAUGUUACAACAUAUAAAAUCAUGUGCACAGAUGGUUGGUUAAGAAGGUCAACUCGGCAGCAUGUUCAAAAAAAGGCUGAAGUGUAAAUCAGUGGUGAAGCAAGUGGGAGAGGCCAUUAUUGCAGGUUUGAGCAAGGUGAAAGCAGGUGAGAGCAUCGCCUGGAGAUGCAGAGUGGGAAAGGCUGUAGCUAGGAACUUGCAAAGAGGGAGCUGCAGGAGUGGAGGUCACAGCCCCCCUGUCAGAGCUGUAGACUGACAAGUGGGGCGGGAAAGCAGGGUUCAUUGAAGGUCUGUCCGUGAAACUCCUAAUUUGCUCUCCCCUCUCUUGCGUUAAGUAUCUGGCCAUGGGUAAGCAAAAAAUAUAGUAGAGAAUGAAUUAUGUGCUAUAAGAAAAAGUCUGAGGUCCUCGGCGCUGCCUACGGAGGUGGCCGCCAUCUCUUACUCGGCAUCAUGGCUGCCCUCAGACCCCUCGUGAAGCCCAAGAUCGUCAAAAAGAGGACCAAGAAGUUCAUCCAGCACCAGUCAGACCAAUAUGUCAAAAUUAAGUGGAACUGGUGGAAACCCAGAGGCAUUGACAACAGGGUGCGCAGGAGAUUCAAGGGCCAGAUCUUGAUGCCCAACAUUGGUUAUGGGAGCAACAAGAAAACAAAGCACAUGCUGCCCAGCGGCUUCCAGAAGUUCCUGGUCCACAAUGUCAAGGAAUUUGAAGUGCUGCUGACGUGCAACAAGCCUUACUGUGCUGAGAUUGUGCACAACGCCUCCUCCAGGAACUCCAAAGCCAUUGUAGAGAGAGCAGCCCAGCUGGCCAUCAGAGUCACCAAUCCCAACACCAGGCUGCGCAGCGAAGAAAAUGAAUAGACAGCUCAUGUGCACGUUUUGUUUAAUAAAACCAUAAAAUGGCCCAAAAAAAAAGAAGUCUGAGGGACUAGGGAAUCUGGUGUAUUAUGCUCCAGAACAAGUGCUGCCUUAUUUUGGCAUUUCAAGGACAUUCAUCCUAACAGCUGGUUCUUACCCUUUUAAUCCUAAAGCAAAGUGUGCCAUUAAACCAGCCCCACCCAUCUGUAGAGCUUCCCCUCUGUUUUUUGAUAGCUUCUUCAAUAUCAUGAGAGCUGGGGAGUGAAUGAUUAAGGAAGCCUCCAACAUGAAUGAAAAAAUAUCUGGGGCUUCCCUGGUGAUUCUGUGGUUAAGAAUCCGCCUGCCAAUGCAGGGAACACGGGUUUGAGCUCUGGUCCGGGAAGAUCCCACAUGCUGUAGAGCAGCUAAGCCCGUGUGCCACAACUACUGAGCCUGCACUCUAGAGCCCGUGAGCCACAACUACUGAAGCUCACAUGCCUAGAGCCCAUGACCCGCAACAAGAGAAGCCACUGCAAUGAGGAGCCCCCACUCGCCACAACUAGAGAAAGCCCAAGCACAGCAACAAAGACCCAACGCAGCCAAAAAUAAAUAAAUUAAUUAAUAAAAUUAUUUUUUUUAAAUCUAAGAUAAAACAGAAAAAAAAACUGCCAAAGAGAACAGAUAUUCAGGAGAAAUAAAUAUUUUAAAUGUUUUAUUCUAGGAGUGAGUCAAGAAAUAAUUGCAAAUGAAAAAUAAAUGCAAGAUGCUCUUUUAAAAAGAAUAGACUCCCUGAAAUUAAAAGUAAGACUGUUGGGCCAAAAAGCAAAGAAAAGAAAGAAAAAGGGAAACUUCACCAGAGCUGAAACAUCUUCAGAUCAUGGAUAGAUUCACGCAGCAUGAGAAAUUGAGAACACAAUUAAAAAGACAUCACAGACUGGGACUUCCCAGGUGGUGCAGUGGUUAAGAAUCCGCCUGCCAAUGCAGGCGACACAGGUUCGAGCCCUGGUCCGGAAAGAUCCCUCAUGCCAUGGAGCAACUAAGCCCGUGCACCACAACUACUGAGCCUGCGCUCUAGAGCCCGGGAACCACAACUACUGAAGCCCGCGUGCCUAGAGCCUGUGCACCAGAACAAGAGAAGCCACCAUGAGGAGCCCACGCGCCACAACAAAAAAGUAGCCCCUGCUUGCCACAACUAGAGAAAGCCUGCGCAGCAACAAAGACCCAAGACAGCCACUCACACACACACACACACACACACACACACACAUGCACACACGCACACAUAUCACAGAAACUUCUGGAAAGAAUUUUGAAAGUAGAAAAGGAAUAUUUUUUAAGAAAAAGGAAUGUUUCUUCUAAUUAAAAAAAUCAGAGACUUCAAAGUAAGCAAAUUGUUCGAGAAAAUGUACAGAUUGUACAAGACAAUUGCAGUCCAAAUGUGAAGCAAAUGUUUUUAAUAUAUAUUUAUUUACUUUUGGCUGCAUUGGGUCUUCAAUGCUGCACGUGGGCUUUAUCUAGUUGCGGCGAGUGGGGGCUACUCUUUGUUGCGGUGCGCGGGCUUCUCAUUGCCGUGGCUUCUCUUGUUGGGGAGCACGGGCUCUAGGCUCACGGGCUUCAGUAGUUCUGCCACUCAGGCUCAGUAGUUGUGGCUCUCGGGCUCUAGAGCUCAGGCUCAGUAGUUGUGGCGCACAAGCUUAGUUGCUCUGCGGCAUGCGGGAUCUUCCCAGACCAGGGCUUGAACCCGUGUCACCUGCAUUGGCAGGUGGAUUCUUAACCACUGCGCAACCAGGAAAGCCCCUGAAGCAAACUUUAGAAAGGAGUAUUCAUUUGACCCUUGUGUUAAUAAUUCUUCCUGGAAGAGGCAGAGGACUCAGGAAAUCGGAAAAAAAGAGGGGGAAAUAUAAUCGUUGUUUUGAUUGGCCCUUCACUGAACAGUGUUUGCAUAGUUCUGAUAUAAAGAGUAGAUACUGUUUAUUUUUACUUUUCAAUUUUAGGAAGAAGCCCAGAUCUGUGACAGAAUAGAUUUCUUAAUGGCAACAGAGUGGCGUGCCAUUGUUCCCAGUCCUGUCACCAAUAGUAAUGGCACAGCCUGUGACUGUUACAAAGUAGAAAGGGGAAGAGAAGCAGAAAGGGGGGAGUGUAUCCCCGUAUCAUCAUCUUAGGAAGCGGGCUUUUAAAUACAAUACUUUGGGUUACUUAGGAGACCAAAACUAGAGCUCAAAACAGUAAUAUGACAAAAAGUUGGAAGCAAAUAGAAGAGCAACGACGUGAGUCAAAUCUAAAUUCCUUAUCAGAGCAGGAAGCCAGUAAGGUCUACAGACUGAAAGAAUUGCAGAGGUGGCCUCAGAAAGAACCAGAAUAGAAAUGGCUAAAAGUGGUUGAUGGGAUUUGUGACUGUUGGGUAAGGUGGGGCAGGAGACAGCUACUUUCCAUUUUAAAACUUCUGUAGUGUUUUAUUCCCUGGUGGUACACUUCUUAUUUGGGUAACAAAUUAUUUCAAAUGUGUACCUAUAGGUGAGCAAAACUACAGUGCAUGAAGACAUCUGCAGUUGAUUUGGGGGUUAUGUACAUGUUUCCUUUUGAUUCAGUGUCACUGUAAAUUGAAGAUUAAAGAAGCAAGAACUUAAAGAUGUCAGGCUCUUCUAUUUUGCCAAUCAGAGUUGAUUCCAGUAGAGCAGGAAGGCUCCUUGGCUUCUUAGAAUUCCUUGGAGUCCUUUUAAGGCUCUAAGACUUUAUUUUCCAGAAGCCUUAUCACCAGGAAGUCAGUGGGCCCCCGAGAGGUGCUGGUAUCCUGGGACACCUGGGUGGACAAGACAGGUGUGUGAAUUUGUAUAACCACCAAAUAUUGAAUGUACUCCCCCAAGGUCACUUUGGCAGUUACCUGGUAUUUACUUUCCAUAAGACCCUAUAAGUAACGGCCCACAUGAUUCAUAUGAGACUCGGAGUUUGAGACAGGGAAUGCCUUCCUACAGUGGCGUGGACAGAACAGAGGGGACUUUGCUGCCUGGUUAGGCAGUUGGUCCUGCUGCUGAGACCAACCUUGUGUAGCUUUCAGAAGAUGCUGGGGCCUGGGAGGAAGGACUUGUGCAAUGGAUCUAGCAAAGUGAGUGUUGUUUGACAAUUCUUGUUGACCAAACACCUGAGAGACAUUUCCAUUCAGCAAGUCUUAAAAUUAGCCUUGUUCGGUGAAGGCACUAUUUAGGGACUCAGUACGGAAGAUGCGUGUGAUGCCGCAGCGCCCUCAAGUCCCUUCUUCCCAAGAUGGGGACGCCACACAGGAGCAUAGGGGUUAUGGGUUCCUGGAGACCACACCUUGUGGGAAUCACACAAGAAGGAUGCAUGUAGGGGGCUGGGGGGAAUGGAAGACAGAAGUUGCUGUGUACACAGUGAGUGCUUCAGGCCCUGCUCUGAGAGGGUUCUACCCUUUCAUAAAUCGGAAACCAGAGGCUCUUAAGGACCCAAGAAGUGGGCUCAUUUGAAAUAGGAACCCGAGACCUUUCCGCCCAAAUGAUUCUCAUACCCAGUGGUUCCAAAUCAAAACGUGCAUAAGACCCACCUGAAAGGAAGUGUUAGAAUUACAGCUUAUUGGACCCAUCUUAACAUGUUGUAAAGAGUACUCUUGGGCUUCCCUGGUGGCGCAGUGGUUGAAAGUCCGCCUGCCGAUGCAGGGGACACGGGUUCGUGCCCUGGUCCGGGAAGAUCCCACAUGUCGUGGA